Hibiscus syriacus is the source of this 723-nucleotide messenger RNA. RefSeq lists its product as uncharacterized. Bases 1 to 723 code for a protein of 240 amino acids. The record is from RefSeq and is a predicted model, not a curated record. The transcript has 3 exons. Lineage: Eukaryota; Viridiplantae; Streptophyta; Magnoliopsida; Malvales; Malvaceae.
AUGUUCACUGGCAAGGAGGAAGUUGACCCAGGUCCGACAGCCAAAGAAUGGCUGGAGAUGUUUUCACACCAACUGGAGGAACUUAAUAACGUGCAAGAUCCGGAUAUACAGGCUCAAAUUAAAACUCCGCUUUUUGAAGUGGGACUCUUAAGUGAGGAUGAAGCGAUGAAAGUAUCUGACACGGAGGGCAAGAAGAAGAAAGCAUUACUUGUUCGAAUUAGGGGAAUUGAGAAAGCUUUGAAUUUGUACCACUCAGACUAUCUCAGUGAUUUGGAAAGUAAAUUACGGGAAGAGCUGGAUGUUGUUUUAGAGCAAGAAGAAAGCUUUUGGCGUCAAAAAGCGUGUUCGAAUUGGGUUAUUCACGGUGAUCGUAACUCUAGAUUUUUCCAUGCAUCGGUUAUGGCCAAAAGACGAAGGAACAAGAUAACUGCCUUUAAAUUGAAGAAUGACGAUUGGAAUCUAUUUCGAAAUGAAGGAGGAGCAAAUUCUAACUAUCCGAGCGGGUUGUUUCCAAAAGUUUCAGGUGAUCAUCUUCAAGAGCUUGAGCGACCCCUCAUGGAUAAAGAAGUAAAACUUGCUUUUGAUAUGAUGGCUCCGUUUAAAUCACCGGGGUUGAUUGAAUCCAUGCCGCGUUCUAUCAGCGGAAUUGGGCUGUUGUGGGAAAAUCAACUUGUGACUACUUACGCAGAAUUUUCGAAAGGGAUAUGUAGAAUGACGAGAUGA